AUGUUUAUUUUCAUUCAAUCUUUCUUCUCUUGUUCAUUCUACUACUUCAUUUUUGUUCCCCUUUCUUCUAAUUCGCAAUUUUGUUUUUUACCGUCCCUUUUCUGCUUUGAUCUCUCUUUCUCCUUUUAUCAGACUAAUAUUUCUUCACACAUUUUUGCUUCAUUUUCCCAUAUUUCACUUCUUCUUCUUCUUCUUCUUCUUCUUCUUCUUCUUCUUCCUUCUUCCCUGCUGCACCUGCUCUGUUUUUCAUCCUUUUCAUCCCAACCUCCUCCUCCUCCUCUUACUUCUUCCUUUGCUGCCAUAUUGAACAUUUUUUUUAAUCACAACCUCUUCCUCCCCGUUCUUCUUCUUCUGCUGCUGCUGCUGCUCUAUUUUUAUCCUUUAUAUUCCAACCUCCUCCUCCUCCUUCUUCUACUUCUGCUAUUGCUGCUCUAUUUUUUAUCCUUUUCAUACCAAGCUCAUCCUUCUUCAUGUGCUUGUUCUUCUUGUUCUUUAACCCUUCUUCAUUUUCCUCCUCUUACUUUUACUCUUUCUCUUCUGCUCCCACUUCAUCCUUCUCCUUCCACUUCUCCCUUUUCUUCUUCUGCUAAUACUUCUCCUCCACCAUCUUCGAUUAUUGUUCUCCUCCUUCACUACGUCUUUCCCAUCAUUCUUUUUUCACCACCUCGUCCUCUUCACACUUCUUUAUUCUGCUCCCCAGUCUUCCCCGUCUCGUUCUAA
Acanthosepion pharaonis is the source of this 720-nucleotide messenger RNA. Lineage: Eukaryota; Metazoa; Mollusca; Cephalopoda; Sepiida; Sepiidae. The record is from the annotation of a GenBank genome assembly.